GGAAGGAGGGGCGGAGGCGGUGGCUCGGGUUUCUCACCGCGGCAGCGUUGGGGACGCGGCUGGCGUUGGCAUGAUGAACCAGCUGUGAGGCGCAGGGCUGCGCUGCGCGGGGCGGGGGAAGAGGUGGACACCGCUGCUAAGUUUUUCGCCAUGAACCUGAGGGGUCUCUUCCAGGACUUCAACCCGAGUAAAUUCCUCAUCUAUGCGUGUCUGCUACUGUUCUCUGUGCUACUGGCCCUUCGUCUGGAUGGCAUCAUUCAGUGGAGCUACUGGGCUGUCUUUGCUCCAAUAUGGUUGUGGAAGUUAAUGGUCAUUGUUGGAGCAUCAGUUGGAACUGGAGUCUGGGCACGAAAUCCUCAAUAUCGAGCAGAAGGAGAAACAUGUGUGGAGUUUAAAGCCAUGUUAAUUGCUGUUGGAAUCCACUUGCUCCUGCUGAUGUUUGAAGUCCUGGUCUGUGACAGGAUUGAGAGAGGAAGCCAUUUCUGGCUUCUGGUCUUCAUGCCACUGUUCUUUGUUUCCCCGGUAUCUGUUGCAGCUUGUGUCUGGGGCUUUCGACAUGAUAGGUCACUGGAGUUAGAAAUCCUGUGUUCUGUCAACAUUCUCCAGUUUAUAUUCAUUGCCUUAAGACUGGACAAGAUCAUCCACUGGCCCUGGCUUGUCGUGUGUGUCCCCCUGUGGAUCCUCAUGUCUUUCUUGUGCCUGGUGGUCCUCUACUACAUCGUUUGGUCUGUCUUGUUCCUGCGCUCUAUGGAUGUGAUUGCAGAACAACGCAGGACACAUAUAACCAUGGCAUUGAGCUGGAUGACCAUUGUCGUGCCUCUUCUUACUUUUGAGAUCCUGCUGGUUCACAAACUGGAUGGCCACAAUGCUUUCUCUUGUAUUCCAAUAUUUGUCCCCCUCUGGCUCUCAUUGAUCACACUAAUGGCAACAACAUUUGGACAGAAGGGCGGAAACCACUGGUGGUUUGGUAUUCGUAAAGAUUUCUGCCAGUUUCUGCUUGAAAUCUUCCCAUUUUUGAGAGAAUAUGGAAACAUUUCAUAUGAUCUCCACCAUGAAGAUAAUGAGGACACAGAAGAAACCCCAGUUCCAGAACCUCCUAAAAUUGCACCCAUGUUUCGCAAGAAAGCCAGGGUGGUUAUCACCCAGAGCCCUGGGAAGUAUGUCCUCCCACCACCCAAAUUAAAUAUUGAAAUGCCAGACUAAAGGGCGCCAGUGGGGCCAGAGUGUGAGUGCACUGAAAUGCACAUUCCCAUGUCCUUUGCCCCCACCCAGGUCUGGAACCAUAGACCUUUAUUUCAAGCUUCAGUUGCAUCCAGUGCCACCCAGCCACUCUCCACAAUAGGACACAGAGGUGGCAGGGGGGCUGGGGUGUCUACACACAUGGAUGCCAGUAGUACAUGAGGGAGGAGCCCUUUUCCCUCUGUAUGGGUACCUGAAGUGCGUGCUCAUCCCCAUGGCACCCACCCAGGGAUGACAGCGCCUAGGCCUGCAGAAGGUACAUCUGUGGAGUGGGCAGAUUUUUCUAGUGCUAAAAUUCCCAUCAAAGUGUUGGAAAAUGUGAUUCUUACAGGACCACCUCCAUUUGUGGUGCAGCUGCGCUGCUGUAGGUAGCCAGUGUGGCUGUAGCUAGGUCUGUGCACACCUGUUUUGUUCAGAAGCAGCCCAGCCAUACAUUCCCUGUCCCUACUGUGGAGUACAUUUCCCUUUGGGCAGGAUAGCAGCAAGUUUUCAGGGCCACAUUAGUUAGCCCUUCCCAAUGGAGUGACUCCAUGCCUGUAUAGUAUUUAUACAGAUAUUUUAGCAUUGUAAUAUACAGUGUCAAAUCCUAGUUCUGUACAGCAUAUUCUGUUAAAGUAUUUUUUUACAAGCUUGUGCUGGAGAUGGAUGGGUUUAGCCACAGUACAAGCAGGUGGCACAACUGUUUUGCCCCAGACAGAUGCACCACCCUCACAUGAGCACUGGGGAGAAAUUGGCUGAAAACCCUAAGACAUACCCCUGAGACUGGGACACUGAAGAAGGCUGACAAAGGACGUCAAAAACAUCCAGACAGGACUCAUGUCUAGUAAAGUCCUGCAAGAGUGCUGCAUCCGAGGUGUGCGGAUGCCAUCACCUGUCUGCACUUUCUCCAACGGCCAGCCCAGACCCAUCCUAUAAGAACAGUAACCCUCAGCCUAAAGCAAAUAAGUUGUUUCCCAGUGGGGUAAAGAGAGCAUUAUCUUCCUGCUCGGGAGGUGCAGCACUUUCCCUGGUCACCUGAUCAGUGGCUUCAAUCAGGCAUAACGGAACUCUUCUGUGACCCUGAUCCCACCCCGGCACAGGCCUCCAGCAAGCCUGUUCUGUUUCAGGGAAAAGGGGAAGUAAAUAUAGCCUUUUUUGCUUGACGUGUUAAAAAUGUGGUUAAAUCCACUAUUUUUGCUCCUGUAGUUGUUCAAUAAAAUGGUUCUUCAUUUUA
Nannospalax galili (Upper Galilee mountains blind mole rat) is the source of this 2452-nucleotide messenger RNA. RefSeq names its product transmembrane protein 185A (gene Tmem185a). Gene Ontology annotation, cellular component: dendrite. The record is from RefSeq and is a predicted model, not a curated record. Bases 151 to 1203 code for a protein of 350 amino acids. The transcript has 7 exons. Lineage: Eukaryota; Metazoa; Chordata; Mammalia; Rodentia; Spalacidae.